AUGACGACAUGCAAAUACGAAGAAAAAUGUGAUCUAUCCGAUGAAAAUUAUGAUAAGCAUGAGAAUGCAUUAGAUGAUCUAGCUGAUCGCAUCAAUUCACUCAAUGAUCGCUUAGCAACAUCCAAUAUUGAAAAUAUGAUCAGUGAAUCUCGACAAAAACUUGACAAAUGGCGUUCGGAUUGUUAUCAUUUAAUCGAUCGUUUUUAUGAACAAAAAUGUCGAGAAUUCGAUCGACAUGUUGCUGAAAUUAUUGAUAGACAACGCAAAGAAAUCAAUCGAAUAAGAUCAAAUACAGCUACACAUAUUCAUAAGCAAGAUAUUUUACCUAAAGAUAUUGAUUACAUAACCACAAUUACUGGUCAACUUGAACAAGAUAUCGAUAAAACAAGAGAAAAAUAUCUUCAAAUUAAUAUACAUUUAUUAGAAAUAAACGAAAAUUUAAUUGAAUUUCAAACAACAAACGAUACAUGUAAUACUUCUGUUAUACCACCAUCUUAUAGAACAAUAAAUUAUAUAGAUGAAAGUUCAAAAAUUUUAUGUGCUAAUGAACGUUUUUUAUUAGUACAUCAUGAUUCAAAUUUAUGUUUAUUAGAUAAAGAAUUAAAUAUGAUUAGAGAAACAUUUUGGACGCAUGGCUGUAUUUUGGAUAUAUGUUGGUCAUUAACAUUAGCACGGUUUAUUGUUUUAACACGUAAUUAUUUAUAUCUUGUCGAUGAAAAUACAAUGUCAAUUGUACGUAUACAAAAAGUUCCAAAAUUAUCGUGGUGGUCAUGCACAUAUUCAGAUACAUGCCUAUAUCUAACAACAAAAGAUUGGGGUUCAAAUAUAUGUCAAUUUACUUUAUGGCCAUCCAUUCAACUUGUAAAACGUUGGCAACCACCACAGACAUGUAAACAAAAUGAAACAAUAAACAAUAUUAUGUAUAAUAAAGAACGAAUAGCUUUAAUGAUCUAUAAUCGUUUAACAAAAAGUACAUUAAUCGAAUUAAAAACGGCAACAACAUUCGAUUGUCUAUGGUCACUUAAUCUUGGCAUAGCUUACGAUUGUCGAGCGGCUCGUUGUUGUUUAUUUAAUAGUGAUGAAUGGCUUGUUAUUGAUUGGAAUACAUCAAAUCUUCAUCAUAUAUCAAAUGAUGGAAAAUUAAAAUCAAAAUGUAAAUAUAAUACAUCACCAUCUUGUGCUACAAUGCUAAGCACAAAUAUAUUAGUUAUAUCAACCGUUGAUGCAAUUCAUUUACAUAAACUGUAA
Rotaria socialis is the source of this 1248-nucleotide messenger RNA. The record is from the annotation of a GenBank genome assembly. NCBI's taxonomy places the organism in Eukaryota, Metazoa, Rotifera, Eurotatoria, Philodinida, Philodinidae.